CUACUAUACAGACUAUUGCUGAGGAAAUGCAGAAUGUGCACGAAUUGGGUCAAGCCUACAAAAUAAAUAAGGUACUGUGAAGUAACACGAAGUGAGUUUUAUGCUGAUCCGAAUGCCUGUGGUCCUCCACGCACUCCAGAGACAUAUGACGCGGCUGUUGCUGAUCUCCAGUCUGAAACUAUCCAAGACGUCAGAGGAAUAAAGGUGGCAUUUCUUCUUCAGUGCAAGUAUGAGUGACUCAGAGCGAACCUUCCUAGAUGUCGCCAUCACGGAAGUCCUACCAGAACUUCAAGCGGUGAACAAAAGCAUCCUGGAAGAGCACUUGCAGUCCAUUGGAGUUGAGACAAGUGAUGAUCUACUCUUCGUAACGGAGGCAGAUUUGAUGACAGUAUUAAGACCUGUACAAGCAAGAAAGCUUCUUUCUGCUUGGAAACAGAAAUACCAAACUCCAGAGAACAGCUCACUGUCAUCUGUGGAAGCCUCAUCCACCCAGUCGCUGUCAUUGCUCUCUGUUUCACCCCAAAGUCUAUCGUCGACCUCCUCCAGCAGCCCAGGAUGUGACACACAUUGGGAUGACAACUUUGAAAUUCCAUGGAGUAAACUUCCUGCAGAAGUGGUGCAUUUUCUGGAGAGGGGGAAAAGGCCUUGCCCAAAACUGAGGAGGCAAAUGGUCCGGAUUGUUGUGACUGAGAUGAUGGAAAAAUGCCCUCAUGUAGGUAGAAAACAUUCAGUUGACGUUGCAAAAAAAAUGGUGGCAAAAUAUCCCAAUUCUCUGCAAGAUGUAAUAGAGGGUGAUAUUGUUGGCGCAGGCUACCUUUCCCUUGUCAAACAGUUGCAGAACAGAAUUGAAAAUGUAAGGCGCACUUCAACACCCAAAAUAAGAAAAAGAAAACAUCAGACUGACUCAGACCACACAGACGAGAUCCCUUUGGAAGAAAGAGCAGCAAUGCAGGAUACAUACGGGUGCAUUAAAUGGAAUGUAGAAUUUCUGCCUCUUGAAGAAACUCCAGAGAGCCAACAGCAAAAGAUGGAAAAACUCAAGGUGAUGUUCCAGCAAGCUGAUGCCAAUCCAGAUGAGGUAAAAAGUCUAAUGAAGUCCACUUAUUACACACAACGUCAGCAUGUCAAUCAGGGGAAAAGUAUCAAAUGCCUUAGAGAGGAGUGGCCGUUUUGGUUUGAUGAACUUGGCAUGUCUGUCCACUUCAAGGAACUUACUGGGAUUGACCUCAAAGAGACAUUCACACAAAAUUUGGAUUUGAAGGGGAAAAGGCUUCUGGACUACAUGACCACAGUUGCUGUCAGCAAAAGCAAGGCGUUCCUUCAGACUUAUGCAAGGCUUCAGAGGAUGCGGGGACCGCAGAGUGGCUGCUCAGAUGAUGUGAAAGAGAUGGUCCUGCUUCUGCUCAGCUACUUUGAAGAGAAGGAGGAGUCCAUGCUUUUCUGUGUUGAAGAUACAUGUCUGGCAGAUGAGGUACAACUGGAGCAAGUGCCUCUGACACCCACUAUUAUUGUGUGUGGACAGUCCUGCUAUUCGUCAAGAAGAUACAUGCUGAGUAUUGAUCGGAACCUCGUCAGCACAAACAUAUCCUCCUUCAUUUCUGCACUGUGCCUCAUGUUCGGGAGCUACUACAAUUUUAACAUCCAUUAUCCAUCUGAGCUGGCUUCCACUCUAGAGUUUCUUCAGAGGUGUUUCUUCUCCAUAAACCCAGAAAAAGGAACCAAAGUAGAGAACAAAAACUCAAAGCGUCGUCUCAGUGUGAACCCUCGAGUCCUCACCCUGAUUCAGGAUCUCGCCGACCACGAGUGGCGCCAAGCCUAAAUCUUGACUCUCUGUGGACUCUUAGUUUUACUUUGUUAAUUGUGUUCCACAAUGUGUACUGAAACCUUUUACUGGUCGAAUGCAUGAAGCCAAUUCAUGAAGAUUUUCUUGCUUUGAAGGAAUGUUCUUUAUAAAAAAAAAAACAUGCUGCUACUGCAGUGUAGU
Pelmatolapia mariae (spotted tilapia) is the source of this 1984-nucleotide messenger RNA. RefSeq lists its product as uncharacterized. The record is from RefSeq and is a predicted model, not a curated record. NCBI's taxonomy places the organism in Eukaryota, Metazoa, Chordata, Actinopteri, Cichliformes, Cichlidae. The coding region runs from base 230 to 1819 and encodes 529 amino acids. The transcript has 6 exons.